AUGAACCUGUUUAAAGAGUAUAGCAUCACUAUUGUGCUUUUACUCAUAUCUCAAGUAUGGGGUCACGGUCGAAUGAUCUUGCCCCCUGCACGUAAUAUGUUAUGGAGACACGGUCACGAUGUACCAGAAAAUCAUAAUGACACAGCAGUUUACUGUGGAGGACUCAAGAAACAAUGGUCCAGCAACGUUGCCGGCCGUUGCGGUGAAUGUGGUGACCCUUGGGAAGAGGAUCGACCACGUGAUCACGAGACUGGUGGAAAAUAUGCUAAGAAUAUUAUCGUCGGUCGCUACAAAGUCGGGAAAGACAUUGACGUCACUAUAGAUCUAACAUCGAACCAUCUUGGAUGGUUCCAGUUUUCCCUGUGUCCUCGGAACGACAAGGAAGACAAAGAAACCAAUGAAUGUUUUGAUAAACAUAUCCUGGAGCUUUCUGAUGGAUCUGGAACAAUUUUCCAUAUUCCUACGAACAAGUCCGAGCUCCAGUUUACCAGGGUUAAACUUCCCGAGAACGUGAGCUGUAACUAUUGCGUUAUCCGGUGGCACUGGUUUUCAGGUAACAGGAUUGGCCCGUGUGAUGAUGGAGAGGAACGACUCGGCUGUGGUCCGCAAGAAACCUACCGCAACUGCGCUGACAUAGCUAUUGAGUGGUAA
Molecule: messenger RNA, 651 nt
Organism: Limulus polyphemus (Atlantic horseshoe crab)
Lineage: Eukaryota; Metazoa; Arthropoda; Merostomata; Xiphosura; Limulidae
Exons: 3
Coding region: 1-651 (216 amino acids)
Source: RefSeq, a predicted model, not a curated record